AUGGGCGUUCAUAAUCUCUGGGACCUGCUCGCGCCGUGCGGCCGCCGCUGCUCCAUCGACUCGCUCGCGCGGAAGCGCCUCGCCGUCGACGCCUCCAUCUGGCUCAUCCAGUUCAUCAAGGCGAUGCGCGACGUCGAGACGGGCGAGAUGCUGCACAACGCGCCGCAGCUCGGCCUCUUCCGCCGCCUCUGCAAGCUCCUCUUCCUACACGCGGCCGUAGCGCGGCUUCCCCCGGCGCUCCAGUUCGAGGUGCUCGACGAGAUCAAGCUCGCCGAGCGGAACCGGCGCAGGGACGAGCUCGUUCGGGCGGACCACGACAUGGUCUCCUUCAGCCACGCGCAGCUCGAAAACUACGUCGAGGUCUCCAAGGCGUGCCGCCUCGCACUGGCGCCUCGCACAGCGCCUCGCACUGGCGCCUCGGCUGGCGCCAUCGUGCUAUUGCGCGAGUCGCUGAAUGAGGAGGCGGCGCAGUCGCGGCGCCGCAUCAUCGGCGACUCGUCCCGCGAGUACGCGGGCGGUGCGGGCGAUGCGGACAGCGCGGACAGCGCGGCGGCGUCGGGAGGCGGGUUCUUCCCGGAGGCGGGCGAGGCGGGCGGCGCGGGCAUUGCUGCGCCGGAGGCGGAAGGCGAGGAGGAGGCCGAGGAGCAGUCGCUCGCCCGCGCGCUGGCGCUCUCUCCACAGGUGCAGUACCAGCUCGACGACCUCUCCGACAGCGACGACGACUUGUUUGCCGAGGAGACGCUUGGCAGCCGGCCAGGGGCAGCGCAGGGCCCUCGAGAGCCCCGCCAGCACUCUGACCUGUAG
Molecule: messenger RNA, 804 nt
Organism: Emiliania huxleyi CCMP1516
Lineage: Eukaryota; Haptophyta; Isochrysidales; Noelaerhabdaceae
Exons: 5
Coding region: 1-804 (267 amino acids)
Biological process (GO): nucleotide-excision repair
Cellular component (GO): nucleus
Molecular function (GO): single-stranded DNA binding; DNA endonuclease activity
Source: RefSeq, a predicted model, not a curated record